CCGGAGGGCGCGCACCUUGGUGGCGGUCAUGGAGGAAAUCGGCGCCGGCUUCCGGAAAGAGCUGGUGAGCAAGCUGCUGCACUUGCAUUUUAAAGACGACAAGACCAAAGUCAGCGGGGAUGCACUGCAGCUCACGGCCGAGCUGCUCAAGAUCUUCGUUGUGGAAGCGGCCAUCCGCAGCGUCCGGCAGGCCCAGGCAGAGGACCUGGCCCAAGUGGACGUGGAGCAGCUGGAGAAGGUGCUGCCUCAGCUGCUUCUGGACUUCUAGCGGUUUCCACCCUCACUGUGGCCAGCGGUCCAAGUCACGGCCUCUGGCUUCAGACAGGACAGGAGCUGCUGAUCCCCAAGGUUCUCCUCCAGCUCCCAGGA
Eubalaena glacialis (North Atlantic right whale) is the source of this 369-nucleotide messenger RNA. RefSeq names its product centromere protein X (gene CENPX). Bases 29 to 268 code for a protein of 79 amino acids. The record is from RefSeq and is a predicted model, not a curated record. Gene Ontology annotation, biological process: resolution of meiotic recombination intermediates; kinetochore assembly; DNA repair. Lineage: Eukaryota; Metazoa; Chordata; Mammalia; Artiodactyla; Balaenidae. Gene Ontology annotation, cellular component: FANCM-MHF complex; Fanconi anaemia nuclear complex. The transcript is spliced from 5 exons.